Molecule: messenger RNA, 2312 nt
Organism: Chelmon rostratus (copperband butterflyfish)
Lineage: Eukaryota; Metazoa; Chordata; Actinopteri; Chaetodontiformes; Chaetodontidae
Gene: nacc1b
Product: nucleus accumbens associated 1, BEN and BTB (POZ) domain containing b
Exons: 8
Coding region: 116-1900 (594 amino acids)
Biological process (GO): regulation of transcription by RNA polymerase II
Molecular function (GO): DNA-binding transcription factor activity, RNA polymerase II-specific; RNA polymerase II cis-regulatory region sequence-specific DNA binding; protein binding
Source: RefSeq, a predicted model, not a curated record
GCGCAUUUGUGUCCCGGGAUGACCUGUUGAUGUCGGCUAAAGAUGGAGUGCCAGUAUCGCCGUCUGCUAUAGACCCCUUUCUCCUCUCUGACCCUGUGGUGCUGGGCAGAGCGUUAUGGCUCAGACGCUGCAGAUGGCGAUCCCUAACUUUGGCAACAACAUCCUGGAGUGUCUGAAUGAACAGCGGCUGCAGGGCCUCUACUGUGAUGUCUCCGUGGUCGUCAAGGGACACGCCUUCAAGGCCCACCGCGCGGUGCUAGCAGCCAGCAGCUCCUACUUCCGGGAUCUGUUCAACGCCGGGGGGAAGAGCUCGGUGGUGGAGCUCCCCCCGGCCGUGCAGCCGCAGAGCUUCCAGCAGAUCCUGGCCUUCUGCUACACAGGACGCCUCAGCAUGAACGUUGGAGACCAGUUCCUGCUCAUGUACACUGCCGGCUUCCUCCAGAUCCAGCAGAUCAUGGAGAAAGGCACAGAGUUUUUCCUCAAGGUCUCAUCUCCAAGCUGUGAUUCCCAGGGUCUCCACACUGAGGAGACCCCAAGCUCUGAGCCUCAGAGCCCUGUCACUCAAACGGUGGGAGGUGGCGGAAUUGGCGUUGUUGCCACAGCCGCUGGAAGACCCACCUCUUGUCUGACGCCCCUGCCCCUGGUGUCCAAGGUGAAGACAGAACAGACAGCCUCCACACCUCAGCCCACCCCACAGCCACAGCAGCAGGAGGGCUCUCCCUACUCGGUGGUCUGCACCCCAGUGGCCAAGCGCCUGUGGGAGGGGGGCAACCGUGAUGGGGGAGGGGGGUCUGGGGGCGGUGGGGGAGGCGGGAUGAGGAAGGCUGCACGCUACUCUUCCUCCUCCUCUUCCUCCUCCUCCUCCAACAAUGCUACCCAGGAUGCCUCUGGGCGCGGACCUGCAGCCAAUGCUGCCAUGGUCGGCGGCGCCACUUCGGCGGCAGUGGCCGGACUCAACAGUAACCAUAACCAUAACAACAACAACAACAACGGCGGGACCCCUGAAGGCACCAGCCCGGGCACACUGAGCAUGUACACCAGCGACUCGCCAAUUAGCUACCACGAUGACGAGGAGGAGGACGACAUAACGGAUGACAGUGCCGAAGAGCAGUACAGACAGAUCUGCAACAUGUACACCAUGUACAGCAUGCUGAACGCCGGUGCAGCAGUGGUUGGGGAGCGGGUGGAGGCUCUUCCAGACUUGGCCCCGGACUCGGGCGGCGGGCGGGGCGGCAGAGGGGGGCGAUCUCGGCAGGACCUGGCGUCGCUGCCCGCCGAGCUCAUCAGCCAGAUCGGGAACCGCUGCCACCCGAAGCUGUACGAGGAGGGCGACCCGGCCGAGAAGCUGGAGCUGGUGAGCGGCACUUCCGUUUUCAUCUCCCGCGCCCAGCUCAUGAACUGCCACGUCAGCGCCGGCACCCGCCACAAAGUGCUGCUCAGACGCCUGCUGGCCGCGUUCUUUGACAGGAGCACUCUGGCUAACAGCUGUGGAACUGGCAUCCGCUCUUCAACCAACGACCCCAGUCGUAAACCCCUGGACAACAGAGUGCUGCACGCCGUCAAAUUUUACUGCCAGAACUUUGCACCCAGCUUCAAGGAGAGCGAGAUGAACGCCAUCGCGGCCGACAUGUGCACCAAUGCCCGCCGCGUCGUCCGCAAGAGCUGGAUCCCCAAGCUUAAACUGCUGAUGGCCGACAGCGAUGCCUACUCCGCCUUCCUGGCCGACAGCGUGAAGAUGGAGGCAGAUGCGCUGGGGGCGGAGCAAGGCUUUGAUCCCGCCUCCCUGGAAGCUGUGGCGGCAGCAGCGACGGCGGCAACCAACAAUAACGAAGUGGGAGGCGGAGCCACGGCAGCAGACACCCUCCAGGUGGCGGGAGGAGAUGGCAGCACUUUGUUUUGAGUGAGUGAAAGGACAGUGAAUGGACAGAUGAUGGAGGGAGGGAUGGCAUUUCUCUGGGGCGAUGAGAUGAGAAUGGUGGCCGCUGUGGUCGCGAUGGUAGUUGUCACUCCUAGCCGCCACGUGUUUUGGGAUCUGUUUCUUCUUUUACGCCUCUUUUGGUCACUUUGUUCUGCUUUCCUUCCUACACUUGUCCACAUUUCUGUCUCUCUCUCAGCGGCAGAAUGCCUCUCUUCGGGUUGUUCCUCCUUCCUUUUCUGAUAGAGAGAGAUUGAAAGGUGGAGAGAAAGGUAGCAGAGGAACGAGGUUGACUAAUAGUCCCCCCCACCUCUUCAUUCCUCUGUAACCUUUCAACACCUGAUUGCUUUUAUUUUUAUGUUUUUAAAGUGUGUACUGUCACUAUGGCCCUUUUCUU